Messenger RNA from Lobosporangium transversale, 1473 nucleotides. RefSeq lists its product as hypothetical. Gene Ontology annotation, cellular component: cytoplasm. Lineage: Eukaryota; Fungi; Mortierellomycota; Mortierellomycetes; Mortierellales; Mortierellaceae. The record is from RefSeq and is a predicted model, not a curated record. The annotation marks the transcript as partial. The transcript is spliced from 2 exons. Gene Ontology annotation, molecular function: exopolyphosphatase activity.
UAUGCAUUCCAGAAUCGCGCUUUUGGCACUGACAUUUUUAGCCCUAUUCCUUCGACGUACAAACGCCAUGCAACAGCAGUCCACCCUGUCUCUCAACGCUCGCCCCCUCUGUCAUCAUCACAACCGCAAACCAAAUCCUCCCAAACAAUCCGCCAUGGACACAUUCCUUACCUCUGUUCGGCCACGCCUUGAGACCGAACCCGAGACUCAUGUCAUUCUCGUCACUGGGAAUGAAUCCGCCGAUCUUGACUCGAUUAUCUCGGCCUUGACGACCUCUUUCUUCCUCUCCCAUUUAAGUAACAACAAAAAUAAUAUCAUCCUCCCAUUCAUUAACAUUCCCCAAGCCGACCUCGUCCUUCGUUCAGACGUGGAAUUUGUCUUAUCAUCAUGCGAGGUCAACCAUGAUCUUCUCUUUUUCAGAGAUCACCUUCCUAUCUUUGAAUCCCUCCUGAAAAAAAACCGAGAUCAACUCUCGCUCUUCUUGGUCGAUCACAACAAACUGUCUAGUUCAUUAUCUUCUUUAAAAAAGGCAAAGGUCGUGGGCGUCCUUGAUCAUCACGCGGACGAAAAUCUCCACAAUGGCACCGCAGAUCCUCGAAGAAUUGAGCCCGUUGGAUCCUGUGCUUCCUUAGUCGCAGAUCAUUUCUUUCACAACGCUAUUGAUGCAGACCAAAAAGGAAGAGAUCGAUCCGAUUGUCAACAAAAGCAUGAUAAGAAAAAGGCAUCGGAUUGGCUUCGACAAGUCUCGCGUCUUUUACUAGGACCUAUCUUGAUUGAUACCAUGAACCUUGAUCCGCAAUACCAUAAAGCCAAGCCUCUCGACAUUGCGAUGGUCAAACUAAUCUUCCCAUACACAGGAUGGAAAGACAGGGAUCAUUUCUUCAAGAGAAUUUUAGAAGCCCGCCGUGACACCUCCAAGUUGUCAUACUAUGAUAUCUUGCGCAAGGAUUACAAGGAAUGGACAGUUGUUCAACAUGGCUCAGAUCACGAGAUCAAGGUCGGUAUCAGUAGUGCUACUGGUCUCAUGCAGAAAUUCGUUAAGCGUGAUACAAGGCAAGUGAUCCAACGGGCCAUCCGUCAGUGGGCCCAGAACCGAACGUUGGAUCUCUUCUUGGUCUUGAUGUCAGAUAGUGUUGGAGAUCAUGAUGAAUUUCAGCGCCAGAUGGCCAUUUAUCCUGUUUUGGAAUCCCUCAAAUCCUUCCCUGAGCAGAUGGAACAAAUUGAAGAUCUAAAGCUGGAAAGAACUGAUUUGAUCGAUACUCAUGAAUUUGUCGCUAAAGGCGGACGUGCUUAUUUCCAAUGGAAUAGCGCGCGUUCACGCAAGCAGAUCUGGCCCUAUGUUGAGAAAUUGUUGACUCAGCCUGCUGAUGCCCCAAUGCCAAAAUUUUGAAAGGGAUUUUUGAUCCAAACACUUUUGCUUCUGCUUUCCAUUAACUGCGAUUCCAUGCAUCCAUUAUAUUUAUCCAACUCCCU